Molecule: messenger RNA, 5670 nt
Organism: Labrus bergylta (ballan wrasse)
Lineage: Eukaryota; Metazoa; Chordata; Actinopteri; Labriformes; Labridae
Gene: pbxip1a
Product: pre-B-cell leukemia homeobox interacting protein 1a
Cellular component (GO): membrane
Source: RefSeq, a predicted model, not a curated record
GCAGCCAGGAAUUCCCAAAGUUCCCAAGUUCAGGGGAAGAGAGGAGCUGUUGUUCAUACGAAGAAAACAAAACGUUUUGAAGGGAAAACAAGGAGCGACUGAAGUAUUAACAAGUGGGAAUUUCAUUCAGCUGAAUCUGCACCGUGCUGUGCCAAGUGGAGCCUGAAGAGGGCGAUGUCUGACAACAGCCACAGCACAGGCAGCAGCAGCGGCUCCUCCACCAACAGCUGGACCCUCCUAUCCCCCGAGGAAGCUGCUGUUGAGAAUGUCGGGCCAGUGGAUGACGGCACAGAGAGCCUGGGUGAUGCCCCGAGUCUCUCUGAAGACGUGACAGGAGCUGCUGUGGAGUUCAAACCAAGUGACACUUCAAUAGAAACAGUUCUGUCUGAAGAAGGCCAUCAGGUGUGUCAGGAGACCUCUCCAGAGUCAGGUGAGGUUCCCAUCCCUUCCAGUCCGUCACGAUUGAGUCCUCUACCUCCGAACUCUCUUGACCCCUCAGACCUGGACCUGGAGAGUCAGCCUCCAGUCAUCCAUGACAUGGUCACCAGCUCCCCCGGUGACAACGAGCCCCUCGGAGCCACACCCUUUGUCACCACCAUGGAUUUGGGCGCCCCCCUCGAUCUUCCUGCAGCCGAACUCUUAACAGAGGAGCUUCUUGAGGAGUCGUGCUCUGCUCCUUCCCCGACCGAGAUCCCCGAGGUCUCUGCAGAACGCGUGCUCGACGCGGCCCCUGAUAUCACGCUGAUUCCCGCGAGCCCCGUCGAGGAGAGUCCUGUUUUCGUCGCGGAACCCGAGGUCAGCAUCCCCACUGUGACCCUCACAGCAUCUGAUGCCCCCUCUCAUGUCGAAGCUGAUGUCAGCACCGGUCCAGAGAGCAUGGAGCCGGAGAGCCACGUCCCACAGAGCCCCCCGAUGCCAGAGAUCCCCAUCACUCUUAGUCCUGCACCAGAGACUGUUGGUGCAGUGGAGGAGGAGAAGGAGGAGGAGGAGGAGGAGGAGGAGGAGGCUGUGGAAGAGGCAGAGAUAGAUCCUGUAGAGACGUUGACCCAGGGCAGGCGAGAGGAAGAUGAAGAAGAAGGAGAAGAGCCUUCCAGUAGUUUGGAUUUGGGCGACACGAGCGGCUUCGACGACGGACUGAGGAGGAGGAACGUUCCCUCCUUCGAGGCACUGAGGCCGAGAACAUCGGAUGAGGAAGACGAGGAAGAGGAGGUGGAGUUCAAGCUGGCCGAGAGGAAGGAGGAGAAGCCGUGGUGCUCCUUGAACAAAUGCAUUGUGGGAGCUCUGAUAUUGCUCUUCCUAGGGUCUCUCUUUCUCUCAGGUUUCCUCUCUGACCUGGAUAAUGGUGACUUUGACGGGUCAGAUGAAGAACAAAGCCAGGACUGGCUUAGCAGUGAUCCACAGGAUAUGAAAGAGCUAUUGAAUAAGCUGACACAGGAAAACCAACAAAUCGCUCAGCUAGAGGCGCAACUACAGUCCCAGAAAGAAGAACUUGACUCGGCUCUGAAGACAGUGGCAGCAAGCGACAGCAAAGAGGUUAAAGCGGGUCUGGAAAAGGAAAACACAAGGCUGAAGGAGGAGCUGUCGUCUCUGCCCGAGCUGAAGAAAGAGCUGGAGAGUCUGAGGUCCAGAGUGACAGAGCUGAACCAACUCACAGCUGAUCAGGUGGUAUCAGCAGUGGAAUCAGGCUCAACCCCUCAACCAGCAGACAAAGAUGAACACAGUGAGCAGGAGGCAGCUGGUCCAGAGAAGAAGAGGGAAACGAGUUCUGGAGGAAGGCUGAAGGAAGAACUGCAGCGUCAGAAAGUCCUUCUGGAGGAGAGCAGGAAGAGACUGCAAGGAAUGAAAAAAGACGGAGGCGACAGGAAACGAGUGAGGGACAGUUUGGAGGAGAUCCAGAAGAAGCUGUCUGAACAGGUGGAGAGGUGGGGGAAGAAGAAGCCGCAGGAGGCCAAAUGGAAAGGGAACAAGGGCAAAACGAACGAGAGGGACCACUUGAAGAGAGACGAGAAGAAGGAGUGGAGAGGAGAGAAGGACAGGAAGCACGGCAAGGAUGGAGGAUGGAGGGAGAAGGAGGAGAAGAAGGAGAAGGAGUGGAGGUCUGAGAAGCAAAACUCUCACAAGGAGGCGUGGAGGAAACACCAGGACGAGUGGGAGAGGAAGAAGUGGGAGAGGAGGACGGACCGAGAGGAGAGGAGGAAGGAGAAACCGUGGCAUGGCAAGCAUGAGAAGAACUCCCACAACCACAACCAUCAGCAUCAGCAUCAGACGCCCCGCCAGCCCCAUCAGCACAACCAGAUCCACUUCUGGAAGGACCAGGAGAAGAAGCUGAAACGCAACAUCCUCCCCCAAAUGGGCCGCCUCUCCUCCGAGGAGUCUGCUGCCAGGGAGGGGCUCUACCCGGUGGAGCUGCCCGAGUUUGAGGAGCUGCUGGAGGGCUACCUGAGCAAGCUUGAGGGGUCCGCUCCAGAGAGCAAGGACAAGCUCAGGAAGCUGACCGCCGAGUUCUUCGAGGGCGGCGUUUUCAUCCACGAGAGGGUCCUUUUCAGUGACUUCGCCGAGGACGUGGCCGACAUCCUGGAGGACAUGGUGGACGUUUUUGAGAACGGCGGGGGGAAGGACGGCGACGACGACGACUCCCUGGAGGAGGCGAUGGAGGAGUUUGAGCGGGAAGCGCUGUGGAAGUUUGCAGCCACAGCUUAAACAGACAGAAAAAAGGUGGAGGGGGGGAGGAGUUAAAAAAAUAACAACACUGAGAGCAGCACAAGUGGUGGUUUUUAGGACAUUUCUUGCCUACAUUCUCCUCCUCAGAGCUGUAAUUGUAGUAGCUUCAGGUGCAGAGUGCCUCUCAUAAAACGUGUUCCCCUCUGAGUCUUUAAUUAUAAGCUAGACUUGUUCUUGUCAUUUUUUGGACUUUAGUUUGUGUUACCUACCUCUGUCCGCUCAUGCCUCCUCCUCAUGAAAAGCCCCUCAGUGAUGUGUCGUGUGGAUUUCACUCUGCUGUAAAGUGUCUUCUCGAUAACUAGUGCAUGUUGCAGCUCAUAAUGUUAAUUCAGUAAUAUUCAUAUCGCACAAAGAUCAGUGGACUUAAUGGGGGACGGUACUGCUGAGCAAGCAAUGCAAUGGUUAAAAGUAUUCAUGUAGUGAAAGAAAGACAUGUUUAACGGACUGUUAAAUACUUUUCUGCAUGCUUGGCCCUCUCUGCAGAAGCGACUUGCCACUUCUCGGAGCAGGCUCAAACAAAAUGCAGAUCCUUUUUUUUGCCUCGAGUCGGUUGGUAACUGUCCAAUCCGAGGGGAAGAGAUCCUGGUUCUUUAAGCGAUGAGAAUCAGAUCAGGUUGGACCAGUUUUUUUUUUUUUUUCUGUGUGUGUGUGUGUGUCAGCAGCUCCUUUAAUACAGUAGAUUUGGGAAACCACACACACAGAGUGCUGUUUGAGAGCCCCGGGCAUUUGGUUUUGUAGAUUUGACAGACAGAGGGGAAAAACCAGGAACCGGUUUGGGGGAUGUCAGUGCUGCUCCAACGGAAAAAAAAAAAAAAGAAAAGAAGCGAUGGGACAAAGUGAUUGCCAUAGCUAAAUGUAUGACCGCUACGCCACUGCAGCACUUUUCUCAAACAUUCACAUUAACAACUGAGCUUUUUCUUUCUCUUUACACUUUUUACUAUUUUGAGACCAUUAGUUCUCGUUUUCGGGACCUCUUACUCUUACUCUUUUCCGGCACUUGGGUAUUAGAGCUUUCAAGUAGAGUUAAGUGAUCCUUAUUUAUACCCAAAGAGUUUCAUUUCAUUCAUUUGCUUAUUAGCCCGAAGGGAUAUUUGCAAUGAACACGUUUUUUUUCAUCUAGUUAUUUUUUAACAGCUUUUUAUUAACUGGCAUGCAAACAGGUGAUAUGUCACCUGAAAAAAUAGGAAGCUGCUUUUUUUUUCUUUCUUUUUUUUUAAGUUUGAUUCUUUCCCGUGAAAGAACCAGACAAAUAGUGAAAUGCAGACCAGAGCAAAGUGGAUUCAGUAUUGCAGAACUGCUUCUUAGAGUUUGGUACUUUAAGACAAAAAAAUAGUUUGAUUGUUUUUUUUUCUUUAUUGUUUGAUUCUAAUUGUGAAGUUUUCCCUCUUUCGGUGGAUGUGAAGCUGAAAUUGACAGAUUGUGAAUGUUGGUUCUCAUUUUUCAGUAGUUAAAGCUCCUGUGAGGAUUUUUUAUAUUCUUAUCGAACAGACUUAAACUAAUAUUCAUCCUUCUUUAUGAACUCUAAAAGUGAAUAAAACCAUCAGUAUAAAGUUUUUUCCUUUAUAAAUAUUUUUAAUGUCUGAAACUGCUGCUACAGGGGAAGGUGUCAGAUGAGGCGUUACACAGCAUGCUGCAAAAGUUGACUUUUUCUUGCAAAGAUUCUUGAUGAGUGAGCGUCUGUGUCCACUAAUGCUGUUUUUUGUUUUUUUUUGCUCGCGCAGCACCCACUUUCUAUUCAAAACAAUAGAAGUGCUCCGCAUCCUUGGCGUUAGAAAAUCAAGUUUUAUUUGUUGCUGCGCUCUCAGUUGGAAAUAGUUAAACUUUUGGAAUACUGCAGCGCUCGUCAAUGUCAGUUUUCCUCAACGACCAAUCACAAUCAGGAAGGGGCGGGGCUUCUGAUAUCAAAUAUGUCAACCGCAAUGCAGAGGGUAAACAUAUCCGUUUACAAGAGUACAGUUUCAACAUGUACGUUUUCUUUGUUGGAGUUCCCUUUAAUAAAAGCAAAUAUUAAGCAUAGAUCCAUUUACUACCGUGGAGGUGCAGUGAGAUGACUUUCGUAACCUAGCAACAGUAAGCGCCCAUGAAAAGUGCUUUGAGAUUGAGGUUGUGCACUGCCAGUGGGAAAAAAAAGCUGUUAAUGGACACAGGCCCAAAUACAUUCACUAUUAAAUACAAAGCUGGGUGUGAUUUUUUUUUUUUUUUUUUUAAACCACAUGACCCAUGUUCAGGUCAAAAUGUAGCAAAGAGAUAGGUGGUACCAGUUUGUCCACAGGGGGCGCCAAAAUCCACAAAACACUAGAGUUCCUCACAGGAGUUUUGAAAGAAACUUUGAAGUGUUUCAUGUUUAUUUAUUCUGUCUGUAAACUGUAACUCUUUUUCUCAUUAUGUAAGGAGAAGAAGCGCAGACAGUGCGACAGGCCGUACACAUUGAAUGUGUGAACAUUUUCAGAAUUUUAGUUUGCCAGAUGCUGCUCAUGUGCCUUUAUUAAUGUAGACGUGUUAGACUUAACAAGAGGUCUUAGAUCAUUAUUUGCUUCUGCAACUUGACAAAGUUAGUUUACACUUCUGGAAAUGUUCUGCUGUUUAUAGAGCAGGGAGUGAAUGUCGUCGAGUUUACACAGAAAGUGGUGAACAGACCUUUGUUCAAAGGAGUGGUUGGGUAAGUGUCUAGACCAAAGGAAUCUGAAGAGAGAGCUUCAUUUGAACAUUACAUAUUAGUAAGAGUUUGAUUAAAAAUUGGAGAAGUAUUUUUGUCUUUGUGGGAGAACAGCCGGGUUCUGUGCUUAGAGAGAAAGCAGCAGCUGGCUCAGACGUGCAUGUGAUUGAUCCCUGGAGAAAAAGUUCUGAGGAAAUUGGAUCAAAUUUGGAUCAUUUUUAUUUUUGUUUCAUCAUCAGUUCUGUCCUGUUGUAGGAAGUCAUUGUUAAGUUCAAUAAAAAAGUUCACCAUUG